Molecule: messenger RNA, 375 nt
Organism: Rangifer tarandus platyrhynchus (Svalbard reindeer)
Lineage: Eukaryota; Metazoa; Chordata; Mammalia; Artiodactyla; Cervidae
Source: the annotation of a GenBank genome assembly
AUGCGAACAUUGUCAUUAGAUGUCACACCUUUGACAUAUGCUGGGUCUGCUUCAAAAAGCACAGUGACUUCCGUUGGUUUCACUACUUCAGAAAUAACUAAAGUCUCCUUCACUCAUCAUACCUACAUCCUUUUCCUCCCCAGCAGAGCCAACUUUUCCCUCUGGGAAAACCAUUCCAACCACUACCAUGGCUGGGACCGCUGGCUGGACUCCACACCUUCCUUUUUAUCUACCAAAACUUCGACUUUACCUAUUGCCGUUAAGUCCAAAGUUUCCUUCUACAAUAUUGAAAUGAGCCUCUCUAUCUUUGAUGAAGAGCCAAGGAUCUCUAUUACCAGUGUUGUAAAAGAAUUUGCAAAAAAAUGGUUACAUUAG